UCAGAGUAGGAGGAGGAGGAGGUGACAGUGCCAUUUGCCUGGAGGGUGCCCAUAAACCCAGAGAGGGAGAGAGAGUGCACCAUUCCUCACAGGUGACUGUACCAUGUGACUUCAACAGCUUUAAAAAGCAGGCCAACCUGUCUUGUUCAGGUACAAGUAAUCACAAGGCACCAGAGGAGUAAGAGGAGGAGAAUACCUGGGCUGUCGGCACAGCAGUAAAUACCGACAGCCCCACAAAACAAGCCGAGGAGCACUCAGGGAGCGUGUUCAGUAGCGGCAGCAGCCUGCAAACACAGCGAUCGGCUCAGACAAAAUUUGAAAGACUCUUCGGCACAACUACAAAACAAGUACGUACAUUUUACUCAGAGUUGUCUUGGCUCUUGACACAAUGAGCUGCAGCAGUGUCACGGGAUCAGAGUUCUCUGAGGAAGAGCUGGAGCUCGGUGUGCUGGAUCACGGGGAGGACGAGGGAAGUCCCAAGGCAUCUUUCCAAGACAGCGAGAGCUCAACCAGCAGCCCGAGUGACCCGGAGGAAGGCCAGACCAAGAAGCGCAAUCGACCCGUCCGCUCAAAAGCUCGAAGAAUGGCCGCCAACGUCCGCGAGCGGAAGCGCAUCAUGGACUACAACCAGGCGUUCAACGCCCUGCGUGUUGCUCUGAACCACGACCUAAGUGGCAAACGACUCUCCAAGAUAGCCACGCUGCAGAGAGCCAUCAACCGCAUCUCUGCUCUCUCAGUAUUCCUGAACUCCAACCCGCCCAGCAAGCCCUGCGCCCACCGGGAGUGCAACAGGUCGUCUAUGGGGUCAGUCGCGAUGGCAACGUCUCGACUCGAGCAGACCAGGGUAACGGUUCCUCGUCUGGAGCACCAGAGUUACAUCCCCUGGCAUGCGUCCAUCUCUCACCAGAUGCAGCCACAGCAAGGGCCUCAUGUGCACAGGCUGCCCACGGAGCCACACGUCUACAUGGAUAACACUGUGACAUCUUGUCCUCCAUCACCUCACUACCCGUGUUAUCCCACUGAGGGACAGCUUUACGCCUCGCAUGGACACUGCAGCAGCCCUCACGAGCAUUCACCCAGUCCUCUACGGUACCCUCAGGUGGGUGAGGGGUUGGGGUGCCAACCGGGAGUGUGGGCCUCCUGCACUCAGAGAUACGUGGACACUUUUGUGGAGCCUUCUCCAGCUCUGGGGCUCCCGUGGCAGGUGAGCUACCUGCAGGAGCCGGAGCACAACCUCCCUCUAUGCUCUGACGUACUGUAAACAGGGUGCAUCCACCACUGUGAGCCCUGAAGACUGCUGAUAACACCAGUGGACCGCUGAAUGACCUCAGGGAGAAAACCGUUUUUGUGUUUCUGUCGCUGCAAUCAACUCAGUAUUACAGUCAGACUUACUUUAUAGUAAUCUAUGAAAACGUGCAAUGGCAAAUGAGACAACAGAAUGUUGUAUAUACUGAAAUAUGCAUUUUGAUCUCACAUUUCAAAAGAAUGUUUCACUGCCUGCUGUAGAUAACUCGCCCACAGAACUGUGUCGUCAUCUUUUGGUCUUCUGCAAAAGCUGAAUUGUUGGAGAUGAUGUUGCGUUAUUAAAUGUGUGAUAUUAAAAGGAAACACAAACACUUACAGCCGAGUGAGGCGAAGAAGCAUUUAGUAAACUAACCGAGAAAGAUGGGACAGCUUACACGUGUGCUAUACUGUUAUGUAACUUACUCUAUGUUCUUUUUCAAGCAGUGGGCUUUUUCCAUCUAAAGGAAAUGUGACUAAAAUUUGACCCAUGAACAUUUGUUCAUGUAUUUAUUUUCUGUA
Molecule: messenger RNA, 1803 nt
Organism: Larimichthys crocea (large yellow croaker)
Lineage: Eukaryota; Metazoa; Chordata; Actinopteri; Sciaenidae
Gene: bhlha9
Product: basic helix-loop-helix family, member a9
Exons: 1
Coding region: 389-1261 (290 amino acids)
Biological process (GO): positive regulation of transcription by RNA polymerase II; sensory organ development; axon development
Cellular component (GO): nucleus
Molecular function (GO): protein dimerization activity; DNA-binding transcription factor activity; E-box binding
Source: RefSeq, a predicted model, not a curated record